CCCUCCUGAGCUCCAGCACCAGUUGUUGGCCAAAAAUAAACCCCAUUCCUCAACCAUAUAUGUCCACCGGGCUCGGGGCGGGGAGGGGCGGCGCAGGCCGGGCAGAGGCGGCCGGGCGCACGCGGCGGGGCCACCGCGCGCCAUGCACAUCACCCAGCUCAACCGGGAGUGCCUGCUGCACCUCUUCUCCUUCCUGGACCGGGACAGCAGGAAGAGCCUGGCCGGGACCUGCACCCAGCUCCGCGCCGUCUUCCAGGACCCCGCGCUCUGGCCGCGCCUGCACUUCCGCUCGCUCGCCGAGCUCACCAAGGACAACUUCCUGCUGGGCCCGGCGCUGCGCUGCCUGUCCAUCCGCUGGCACUCGAGCCGCGUGCGGGUGUGCAGCGUGGAGGACUGGCUCAAGAGCGCCCUCCAGAGGAGCCUGUGCAGCCGGCACGAGCGCCUCGUCAGCGACUUCCUCCUCCAGGUGGGCGACAGGUGCCCCAACCUGGCGUCCGUCACCCUGUCGGGCUGCGGACACGUCACGGACGACUGCCUGGCGCGCCUGCUGCGCUGCUGCCCGCGCCUGCGCACGCUGCGCCUGGAGAACUGCGCACGCGUCACCAACCGCACGCUGGCGGCCGUGGCGGCGCACGGGCGCGCGCUGCAGACGCUGCACGUGGACUUCUGCCGGAACGUGAGCGCCGCGGGCCUGGGGCGCCUGCGCGCCGCCCGCCCGCGCCUGGCCCUGCGCGCCGAGCACAGCGCGGCCAUGCUCCCCGACCAGGCCCCGCGCGCGCCCGCGCCGGAGCUCGCGCCCGCCGCGCUCCGCAAGCUGCGGCUGUGUUGACUGUCGUCGACGGCCCGGCCCGCAGCGCCUCCCCUCCGGCGGCUCCGCCCCCCCGCCCGCCCUCCCGGCCCCGG
This is a messenger RNA of Perognathus longimembris pacificus (Pacific pocket mouse), 903 nucleotides long. It is a transcript of the gene Fbxl22, whose product is annotated as F-box and leucine rich repeat protein 22. Gene Ontology annotation, cellular component: SCF ubiquitin ligase complex. Gene Ontology annotation, molecular function: protein binding. Bases 143 to 829 code for a protein of 228 amino acids. NCBI's taxonomy places the organism in Eukaryota, Metazoa, Chordata, Mammalia, Rodentia, Heteromyidae. The record is from RefSeq and is a predicted model, not a curated record. The transcript has 2 exons. Gene Ontology annotation, biological process: SCF-dependent proteasomal ubiquitin-dependent protein catabolic process.